AUGCCUCAAAAAUAUGCUCCAUACGGCCUUUGGGAGUCCCCAAUCACAGCUGAUGCUAUCGCUGAGGAUAGCGUCUCCGUGAGCGACAUAUUUGUAGACCCAAUCACGAAAGAUAUCUACUACAUCGAACAGCGUGCAUCAGAGAGUGGUCGAUACGUGCUUCUGAGCAACCAGACUCAAACUGAAGUCUUCGCCAAGAACUUCAAUGCGCGCACGCGCGUUCAUGAGUAUGGUGGAGCUGCUGCGAUAGCUUAUAACGGGACUGUGUACUCUUCGAAUUUUGCGGACUUCCUCGUCUAUGCCGCGAAAGAUGGGAAGAUCAAACCAAUCACACCAGAGGACCCGAAGAAGAUCUAUCGCUACGCAGAUUUCUGUGUGCACCCAGUCCAUACUGACCUACUCGUCGCAAUCUUAGAAGACCAUACCCACGACACUCCGCAAACUGUGCGCAACUCUCUUUGCGUUAUCAACUCCACAGCUACGACAGUCACGUCCUUGGUUUGUACUGAGGAUGCACAAAGAGAAUUUUAUGCCGCGCCGACCUUCUCCCCCUCUGGUGAUAAGCUCGCAUGGCAGUUCUGGGAGCACCCAGAUAUGCCUUGGGAGGGAGGACGGCUCUAUGUGGCUGACGUCUGCUACAACCCCAACACCCAUACACUUAGCUUAAGCAACACAAAACUGGUAGCCGGUAGCGCUUGCACAAUCAGCGCGUGUUACCCCUUGUGGGCCUCCAACGACAAGCUUCUCUUCACAUCUGACGAAGGCGAGGAGGGAAAUAGGUUCGCAAACCUGUGGGAAUGCACUCAAGCGCGCACAAAACCAGUCCUCUCGUCUGUUGUGCAGCAAGACUUCUGCAUGCCACCCUGGACGCUUGGAAAUUACCCAUUCGCGUUCCUGGACGAUAAUGGCACAAAAGCCAUCUGUGUCGCAUGGCGAGGCGGCCGAAGCGUCCUGUAUGUUGUUGAUAUCACCACAGGAUCCUACAAGGAGAUCAAAGACAAAUCGUUCGACUUUGUAGUUAUCGAACAUGUUCGUCGCAUGUCGAACUAUACUUUUGUCUUCACGGGAUUGCGAAGCAACGCCCCUGGCGCAGCUAUGCUCUGUACUCUUACCGGACCAUCAUUCGUGCCUGAUUUCCAGGUACUCAAAUCUACCGCAUCGACGUCCGCUGUACCGUUCCCUGAGGGUAUCAUUUCGCUUCCAACCCCUCUCGAACUCAAACUGGCGGAUAACAGGAUUGUAUAUGCCGUGUACUACGCUCCAAACAACCCAGCAUAUGCGGGUUCGGGCAUUCCGAACGAAAAGCCUCCCUGUGUGCUAGGCGUACACGGUGGCCCCACAGGAUUAGAAACCCAGAGUUUGAACUGGCUGAAGCAGUAUUUUACAAGCAGAGGAUAUGCUUGGUUGGAUAUAAACUAUAGUGGUUCUUCGUGCUACGGACGCAAAUAUGUGGAGCGCCUCAAAGGGAACUGGGGUAUUACCGACGUGAACGACUGCAUCGAAGCAGUCCAAUCGCCUGAACUCCGUUCCCUCAUCGACACUAAGCGCACUGCCAUCCGCGGCGGGAGCUCAGGCGGAUAUACUGCCCUUGCUUCCAUUUCCCUCGCCUCCUCUGCGGCAAGCAAGACGAAGUUCUUCGCGAGUGCCACGAGCAACUUCGGGAUCUCAAACCUCGAGCUACUUGCGGACGAUACACACAAGUUUGAACUUAUGUACAUGACAAAGCUUCUCGGCGGUACGAAGGAAGAGAUACCACAUGUCUAUCAUGACCGGAGUCCAGUGUAUUUUUCUGCGAGAAUUGAAACACCGUUACUCGUUCUUCAAGGUAAUGAUGAUGAAGUUGUUCCGCCUGCACAAUCAUGGACUAUCAUUGAUGGGGUCAUUAAAAACAAGGGGCAUGUUGAGGCGCACUUCUUCGAUGGUGAACAGCAUGGGUGGCGCACGUCAGAGACGAUCAAGAGGGCGAUUGAGUUCGAGAGGGAAUGGUAUGAGAAGAGCAUGGUGAGGGCCUCUCAAUAA
Messenger RNA from Suillus subaureus, 2019 nucleotides. RefSeq names its product alpha/beta-hydrolase. Gene Ontology annotation, biological process: proteolysis. Gene Ontology annotation, molecular function: serine-type peptidase activity. Bases 1 to 2019 code for a protein of 672 amino acids. The transcript is spliced from 6 exons. NCBI's taxonomy places the organism in Eukaryota, Fungi, Basidiomycota, Agaricomycetes, Boletales, Suillaceae. The record is from RefSeq and is a predicted model, not a curated record.